GAUGGCGAAGUCGAAGGCAGUCAGCUGCGAUGACCCUGCACGGCUUGUCGACCACCGCGCUCCUCGCACUCGGCCCGCUAUGCGUCUAUGGCACCGCGCUGGGCGCCGUUGGCUGCAGCCAUAGCCUCUCGGCGGUCCUCGCGGGCCUCUCAUUCUUUGUCUUCUGCGACGGCUGGUACUUUCUCGACAUGGCCAUCUACCAGCUCCACCUGCUCGUGCUGCCGCUGCCUCGCAAGCCUCGCACCGACUUGGUCGACACGUACAUCCGCCAUGGCCGCGUCUCGCUCGGCGACAUUGACCGGAACGGCCACUGCAACAACGCGCGGUACCUUCGCGAAUGCGGCUUUGGGCGACGGGACUUUUGGCGCGCCAACGGCGUCUGGGCCCUCCUGCGCGCAGAAAGCGGCAACCUCGUUGUAGGCGCGCAGACCGUCCGAUACCGGCGCGAGCUCUCGUUGGGCCAAGCAUUCUCGCUCGAGACGCGGGUGCUGGCGUGGGACGACCAGGCGUUCUACGUCGAGCAGCGCUUCGUCACGCGGUGCGAGGACGGGAAGCAAGACUUUGUGCACGCGAUCGUAUACGUCAAGAACAACGUGCUGGGGCGACUGCGGCCGUCGGACCUCGUCGCCAUGGUCGCGCCAGGUCUGUCGCCGCCGCCGAUCCCGGACGAAGUCCAGCUCUGGAUCGAGAGCAAUGCUGCGUCGAGUGCUGCCCUGCGCCCGAAGAGCAACUAGACACCAAGAACGUUGGGACGCGAUAAAUAGAUCUCUGUUGCACGACGCUCGCCAUCAUUUUCUUCCUACGACGACGG
This is a messenger RNA of Saprolegnia parasitica CBS 223.65, 811 nucleotides long. RefSeq lists its product as hypothetical. NCBI's taxonomy places the organism in Eukaryota, Oomycota, Saprolegniomycetes, Saprolegniales, Saprolegniaceae. The transcript has a single exon. Bases 30 to 734 code for a protein of 234 amino acids. The record is from RefSeq and is a predicted model, not a curated record.